AGCUUUUGUACAGUAAACCUGAGUCUCUAAUAUAUUAAGUGUAUAAUCUAUGAACCUGAGUAAACCAAAUCUAUACGUCUGACUGUAAAUAAUUAGUUUAUUUUCAACUUAUCUGAACUCAAACCUUGUUUUUUACUAUAGUAUGAUCAUAAAAAGUUAACUUUAAGAUACCAAAAUCUUACUAAUGUAUAUUUUGUGAUAAAUAUUAAUUAUGGGCUUUGAAAUCAAAAGGUUUCAAGGUGACGUCGAUGAGGAGCUUAUUUGUCCUAUUUGUUCCGGAGUCCUCGAAGACCCGUUACAGGCGCCUGCUUGUGAGCACGCGUUUUGUCGAGCUUGUAUUACGGAGUGGAUCAGUAGACAGCCUACCUGUCCUGUAGACCGGCAAACGGUAACCGCGAGUCAGCUAAGGCCAGUUCCAAGGAUACUGCGCAACCUUCUGUCCAGAUUAUGCACAAGUUGCGACAAUGCUCCACAUGGCUGUAAUGCCAUUUUAAAACUGGACUCUCUACCUAAUCAUUUAGUUGAAUGUGAAUUUAAUCCUAAACGACCAAUACCUUGUGAGGCAGGAUGUGGACUGGUGAUACCAAAAGAUGAAUUAGCCCAACAUAAUUGUGUACGUGAGCUUAGAGCACUGAUAGCCACUCAGCAGGGGAAGCUGAAUGAUUACCAGCAAGAACUGGCUGAACAGAGGCUCGUUAUUAAUGAGCACAAACGAGAAUUGGCAUUAUUAAAGGAGUUCAUGAGAGCGAUGCGCGUGUCGAAUCCAACGAUGCGUGCAUUGGCGGAUCAGAUGGAGCGCGAGGAGGUGGUGCGCUGGGCCAACUCACUGGCCAGGGCGAGGGUCACCAGGUGGGGUGGCAUGAUCUCUACUCCAGAUGAUGUUCUGCAGAUGAUGAUCAAACGAAGUUUAUCGGAAUCCGGCUGUCCCCCGCACAUCAUAGACGAUCUAAUGGAAAAUUGUCACGAGAGGCGGUGGCCGCCAGGACUGUCGUCACUUGAAACUAGACAAAAUAAUAGAAGGCUAUACGAAAAGUAUGUUUGCAAGAGGGUGCCAGGCAAACAGGCGGUGCUGGUUCUUCAUUGCGACAACACACACGUCGACGAGCACAUGAUGGUGGAGCCCGGGCUGGUCAUGAUAUUCGCGCACGGAAUCGAAUAGCGGACUCUGAGGCGCUGCGUCGUGACGUCACGGCGCCCGCUCUACUGUACAGUGAUCUUUCAAUGAGUGUUCUGAAUGUUGCUUACGCAUAGGUGAAUUUAUUCCAACGUGGUAAAAGUCCUAAAUUUUAGUGCGGUGCAAUUGCAAUGAAUUCACUGUGCUCAGUGCGAGUUUCAUAACGUUCUCGAUAGCGUAAAAGUUAAGCCAAUUUUGUAUGCAGUUGGAACAGCGCCCCUAGCGGCAAACGUAGGCAAACGAUCCCAUUCCAUACAAAUAUGAGCUAACUUUUACGCUAUCGAGAACGUUAAAAAACUCUCACUAAGCACACAGAACUUACAGCGAAAUUAGUUGCUAAAACUGUGCAUUUAGCUCACGAAAAGCUAUUACAAUUAAGUGUUAAAUUGUUGUUGAAGGGUUGACUAUGCUGACAAGCAUCUCACUCACUCCAUACUGACACACGUGUUAAUAGUAAAGUUGGUUUCUGGAACUUUUGCCUUUGUUAAAUCGAAGGCAAAACGUUUACAAUAAUGGUCGCCAACAUAACUGUUGGAUUAUUUUCGGUCUUACAAAAAUCGUUCGGAUUUAUUUUUUAAAAAAUUCUUUUCGUGGGUAGUUUUUAUUUGGAAUACGGAACGGAAUCUCUACUAAUUUUUUAAGCAACAAAGCUAUUAAAACAAAUCCUAUUCAAUUCGAUUCAUGAGUAUCCGACUUUUUGGUACUAAUCUCGAGCACCGUUGAAUAUGACAUACGUGAGCAACAUUCAAAAUUUUGUUUUUCAAGUAAAUAUGUACAUGUAUUAACGUCACAAUACGAUUGAAAAUAGUCAAAUGUGUCAUGCGGUUUUUCGUAUCGAAUUUAACUGCUGACGAAUUAUAUUGUUUUAAGAAACAGGGUGUAAAGGAACCGCUCCCGAAAAGACCAUUUGUAUCGGUUGUUUCAAUGGAAAAUAAUAUUAAUUUGUAAAGACAAACGUAGACUUAUCGUUCGUAGACAACAUGCAUGCAACGGCACUUUUAUUUUCCCUAGCUAUGCUGAUAAAGCUGAUAGCCUUGAGAGGCCAUUUCAGCUUCACCCUAGCGUGUAGGUGAGCCGUCGGGGCUCAAACCGGGGCGUUGCUAACACUGGCCCUAGCAAGAGCCGUGCUUCGCAGAAUCUAGCGCCGGAUCGGAAACGCGACCCACUGAGAAGAUUCGGCGAGAAACUCAGUGGGCUUAGAUGAAGUGAGGACGUACAUUGCGCGCGUUGAGACUGAUGCCACCGCAUGUCUUCCGAGAUUAUUUCUGUUUGACAAUUAAGACUACUUUUUUCGAUUUAUCAAAAAACUUAAAGUACCGUAUUACUUUUUUUACCGUGGUAAACCGAGUCUGUAUGGGCUUUUAAAACAAAUUGAACACAGAUCUCGUAAUAAAAGGAAUGAAACGAUCCGUUAAGUCUAUGGAAGCUUGCAGUGCGAAUAGGUUAAUAUACUCGCAGAGUGCGUUUCUGUACGAGACUGCUGUUUUGGGCUAGGUACUGCACAAUAGGACUUACAUACGAACAUUCGUAAAGUUAAAAGUUUUGGGAACACUUUGAGUAUUCGGUAGUACAACAACUACGCGCCUUCGUUUUCGAGAGUGGUUCCAUAAAACUGUUUGAAUGGAGCAGCGAAUUAUUUUAUAUAAAAUAUAGUUGAUUUUUAUGUUUUCAGAGAAUAUUAAGUUGUGCGUUGAAGGAUAGGUACAGGGGCAAAAUAAGAAAUGUCAUAGUGAAAACAGGAUUAAAUGUAUUUGAGGUUUUAAUAUUUUUAAUAAAACACUAACGAUAUCAGCUUUAUUGUACACAUAUUUUUAUUUGGUAAACAUUAUGAAUUAGAAAAUACAAAGGGAGUAACAUUUUUAAUGGAGUUUUGGGUGGUGCGAACGCUGCCACUUCAAGGACGCCUGAUGGUUUCGUCGUUGAAAACGAUUCUACGUCUCUACCCACAGACGACCGGUCAGGUAGCAUAGGUCGAUUUGCGGCUGUUUCGGAAUAUCCCUGGACCUGUCUGCGGAUCGGCAUGCGGUACACUGCCCACUGGGCGCUCUUAUGUGUCAAUACUGGUAUGGGUUAGAGUAACCGUACAUAAUCUAAAAUAUUCAUGCAUAAUACUGUGAAGUUUGAGUUAUUGCUUGUUUGAGUUAUUUACUGGAAUAACUGUGGAGGUAGAACGAUAAAUAACUCAUCUUAAUUGGAAGCGAUUUUUUUUGUUUCAAGUUCACAUUGUAAGGGGUAUCUCCAUUAUAUGUUACGCUUUAGACGAAAUAGAAUGUGAAUAUAGAUUAAUAAAAUACUAAUUGAAUUGCGAAACUUAACAUCACUACUUUAUCGAAAAAGGCAGGCACUAUUGGGCCUGAUGAUAUGUUUGGUAUUUUUGAGGUGAUGACUUAGGUUUGUGCAUCGGUAACGCGACCAUGCAAACAUAAAACUAGGUUGAACUGGAGCGCAGUCUCUUAAUAGUAAUCACUCAGUAACUCAGUUGCGGUAGGCAACGGAUAGUCUGUGUCCUAAGCAUUGUUCUUGAGCGACGGUAACCCUUCAUAAUCAGGGGGGCCGUAUGCUCAUCUGCCUACAAGGGCAAUAAAAAAACACAUCAUGUAUGUUCGUAAAAAUACCAAUGCGUUCGAUUGUGACUUCUGAAUAUAGGCCUUUUCUAAUACUGUUUUAAAGAGAAGAGCCGAACACCGAGCUCGGUGUUACGUAUUAACAGUGUAGGUAUCAGAGUUUAUAUACUUUUCGGAAAUAAUGAAAUCAACAUCAGGAAAUCGAAGUAUUGCCAUACUAAUUUACUCUGCCCCCUGUAACCUUGAAUAUUAUUAAAAUAUGUGUUAAUUUUUUUGUUUAGCUAAAUUUGUGUUUAGGAAAGUGAUAAAAAUGUUUGUGUUUACAGAAAAAUAUGUAAGAUCUCAAGGAUUGCAAAAGUUUAUUGAAUACAAAUACAUUAUUGUAAAUAUUAUUUUUUCUGUGUGUUUUUUAGAUUCUAAUGAUUUAGUGCGGUCUGUUUUUUUUUUCUAAAAUUGUAAUGUCGACAUUCUUAAAAAAUGAAAUUCCUUUUCUGUAAAAAAAUUAUGUAUUAAAAUCAGUAUUUUAGAAAUGAUUAUAAUGUACUUGGAUCAUAACAUUCCAAAAAUAGACUUCACAGCAUAUCUAAAUUUGUCAGUAGUAUUUUUAUAACAGAGAUAGAUUAUGAGUGCUGUGUUAAAAUUAGGAAGUGAUUUAUAGUUUUCUGGCAUCUUUAUUGUAGUAAUUGUUACGUUUUACUUUAUAAAAUAUUCUGUAUAGCUUAUUUUAAUUUCUCUGAAAUUUUGUACUUUCAUUAAAAUGUUUAUGUACAUACUUAAUAUCUA
Molecule: messenger RNA, 4521 nt
Organism: Bombyx mori (domestic silkworm)
Lineage: Eukaryota; Metazoa; Arthropoda; Insecta; Lepidoptera; Bombycidae
Gene: elgi
Product: E3 ubiquitin-protein ligase NRDP1
Exons: 7
Coding region: 212-1159 (315 amino acids)
Biological process (GO): protein ubiquitination
Molecular function (GO): metal ion binding; ubiquitin protein ligase activity
Source: RefSeq, a predicted model, not a curated record